Kwoniella mangroviensis CBS 8507 is the source of this 1674-nucleotide messenger RNA. RefSeq names its product A/G-specific adenine glycosylase. Gene Ontology annotation, biological process: mismatch repair; base-excision repair. NCBI's taxonomy places the organism in Eukaryota, Fungi, Basidiomycota, Tremellomycetes, Tremellales, Cryptococcaceae. Gene Ontology annotation, molecular function: 8-oxo-7,8-dihydroguanine DNA N-glycosylase activity; oxidized purine DNA binding; 4 iron, 4 sulfur cluster binding. The record is from RefSeq and is a predicted model, not a curated record. The transcript has 11 exons. Gene Ontology annotation, cellular component: nucleus. Bases 1 to 1674 code for a protein of 557 amino acids.
AUGCGAGAGACCUCUUCGAGAUCACCUUCCAUCGUUUCCAUCCCCGAUUCGGAUGGUAGUGAUUAUACGCCCAUAGCAGACAGUCCAGCCAAGCGAACUUCGCUCAAACGGAAGAGGACGUCUGUUGCUACUACUUCCAUCUCGACGGCUAAAAAAGCCAAUGGCAAGGACAAGGUAAAAAGCGAAGUGAUAGAUAUCGAAGAUUCUGCUGGACCAAGUGUAUCAAGAGAUCAUGGAUCGGAAUACCAUUCUGUUGAUGAGAUCGUCAAAUCUCAAAAAGAUUUAUUAGAUUGGUUUGAAAGUUGCAGAGAAACGAGGGGUAUGCCAUGGAGGAAGAGAUAUGAUUCUGAAUUGAUCAUGGAGGAGAAGGGUCAGAGGGCAUAUGAAAUUUGGGUCUCCGAAGUGAUGUUACAGCAAACCCAGGUUGCUACGGUGAUAGCAUAUUGGAAACGGUGGAUAGAGAAAUGGCCUACUAUAGCUGAUCUAGCCAAAGCUGAUGUCGAGGAAGUGAAUGCUAUGUGGCGUGGACUUGGAUAUUAUCGUCGUGCUCGUUCAUUACUGGCUGGAGCCAAGACUGUAAUGUCCAAAUCGAAAUAUCAAGGAAGAUUGCCCGAUGAUCCGGCGGUAUUGGAGAAAGAAAUUGAUGGUGUAGGGAGGUACACUGCUGGAGCAAUUUGUUCGAUGGCGUAUGGGGUACGAACACCGAUUGUUGAUGGUAACAUACAUCGACUAUUAUCUCGAUUACUUGCUGCUCACGCACCGCAGACAAGUCCCAGUACAGUCAAGUUCCUUUGGACUUCGGCAGAAAGAUUGGUAAAUCAUCUGCCGGAGGACAAAGGGAUCGCGGGAGAUUGGAAUCAAGCUUUGAUGGAGUUGGGGAGCCAAGUUUGUAAACCUGUUUCACCGGAUUGCGGGUCGUGUCCUCUCAGAAAAGGAUGUAAAGCUUAUUCCGAGCUGUCGAGACCCCCUCCUUUACCCCAGGAAAUGAUUUGUACCCUCUGCGCUUCCAUCCCCUCAAGUUCGGACACGGAUAAGAUAUCAAGCGUAACGAUCUUCCCUAUGCGCAAGGAGAAAAAGACAUCGAGGUCUGAAGAAGAAUCUGUCUUAGUUCUAGAAUGGAGAGGUGAGAGUGAUGAUGAUAGGAAAUGGUUAUUUGUCAAACGACCUGAGAAAGGCCUACUAGCCGGAUUGUUCGAACCUCCCACCUCGCCCGUUCCUACCUCAUCCUCACCGUCCAAAUGCCUCGCAGCUUCCUUGAACUCUUUGCAGGAUUACCUGGAGUCUUCAGCAGAGGUGGGAACACAUCGAUACGUAUCGUCGAUACCUCAUAUAUUCUCACACAUCAAUAUGACAUAUCACAUUCAUCAUUCCGUCAUAACUUCGCCUGCCCCUCCUCCUAUUCUCGCAUCAGCACCAAGAUCAACAGUAUGGUUAGAUAAGGUUGAGGUGGACCACGCGAACGUCGGCACGGGAGUCAAGAAAGUCUGGGCCGAGGUGUACGGCUCGUGGGGUUCUUUCGAUCUUGACAAUGCCCCAAAGGGGAAGAAAAUAAAGAAAGGUAAUUCAAGUGCAACGAAGAAGAAACCGCUCGAAGAAGUAGUGAAAAAUGGAAAGAUCGUUAAGAAAAUUAUGAUGCCUGCUAUGCCUACUAGAAAGGUCAAGGAUGUGGUCUGA